AUUUUUGAAAGUGGGGUAAAUUUUGGCUAUUUGUUUUUUUAUAAAAACUGUGUCACAACCGCGCGCCUCCAAUUCUUCCAUCGCCAUCGCCGCUCCACUUCCUCCUCUCACAGCCUCUCGCCGUCGCCUCUGUCUCAAUUUCAGCCUUCCUUCCUUGGUCUCAUAUGACUCUCUCUUCCAGGGUUUCCGAGAUUCUUCCCUAAUUUGAGAAUCGUUUGAAGAAUUGAGUGACGGGCUCAGGUAUUAUGACCUCUAAGAGGGAACAUGAAGAUAGUGUUAGAGUGAAUGCGGAAGGGUUUGAAUCUGACCCAAAGAGGCAAAAACGGAAUGGGCAUUCAUCUCCUUCCUCUUCACCACCUUCACCUGCUUCUGAAGGCUUCCUUCUUCCUGGUUUUAAUUAUGGCGACGAGGAUGACGAGGACAACUAUAGAAGGCCACCUGUUAAUGACUAUAGAGGGGAUGGUGGUGAUAAUCAAAGGGAUCUAAAAAGUGGGGUUGAAAUUGAAGAAGAAGAUGAUAUUGAUGAUCUUGGACAAGGACUUUACAGGCGGGGCCGUGAAAUUGAGGUCAGGAAGGAUUGUCCAUAUCUUGACGCUGUUAAUCGCCAGGUUUUGGAUUUUGAUUUUGAAAAAUUUUGUUCUCUGUCUCUGUCAAAUUUGAAUGUGUAUGCAUGUUUAGUUUGUGGGAAGUAUUACCAAGGAAGAGGGAAGAAGUCCCAUGCAUAUACUCAUAGCCUUGAAGCUGGACACCAUGUUUAUAUCAAUCUUCGAACAGAGAAAGUUUAUUGCCUUCCCGAUGGAUAUGAAAUCAGUGACCCGUCAUUGGAUGACAUUAGACAUGUCCUGAACCCGAGGUUUACUGAGGAACAAGUUGAGCAGAUUGACAAAAACAAGCAAUGGUCUAGGGCACUUGAUGGUUCUGAUUACCUUCCUGGAAUGGUGGGGCUCAAUAACAUUAAGGAGACUGAUUUUGUCAAUGUCACAAUUCAAUCUUUAAUGAGAGUCACUCCACUAAGAAACUUUUUCCUCAUCCCUAAGAAUUAUCAACAUUGCAAGUCUCCGCUUGUUCAUCGAUUUGGGGAGCUCACUAGAAAGAUAUGGCAUGCACGGAACUUCAAAGGACAGGUGAGUCCGCAUGAGUUCCUGCAGGCAGUUAUGAAAGCCAGUAAGAAACGGUUUCGAAUAGGAGCGCAAUCUGACCCUGUUGAAUUCAUGUCAUGGCUGCUUAAUACACUGCAUGCAGAUCUUAGAACUUCAAAGAAAGAUAGUAGCAUCAUCUACGAGUGCUUUCAGGGGGAACUGGAGGUUGUGAAGGAGAUUCCUAAGAAAGGUAUUGAGAAGAAAGAAAAUGGUGAUGACCAGAAUACAGAUGUUGUGACUGAAAAUAAUGGCAUUGUCAAGGAAAGGUACAAAAUGCCUUUCUUAAUGCUUGGAUUGGAUUUGCCCCCACCACCCCUUUUCAAAGAUGUUAUGGAGAAAAACAUCAUACCCCAGGUCCCACUGUUCAACAUCUUGAAGAAAUUUGAUGGGGAGACUGUGAUUGAAGUGGUCCGACCUUGCAUAGCAAGGAUGAGGUAUCGAGUCACCCGAUUACCACAGUAUCUUAUUCUCCACAUGCGGCGAUUUACCAAGAACAACUUCUUUGUGGAAAAGAAUCCGACUUUAGUCAACUUUCCUGUGAAGAACCUUGAAUUGAAAGACUACAUCCCCUUGCCAACCCCAAAAGAGAAUGAGAGAUUGCAUUCAAAGUAUGAUUUGAUUGCCAACAUUGUUCAUGAUGGCAAACCUGGUGAAGGUUCAUACAGGGCAUUUGUACAGAGAAAGUCAGAAGAAUUAUGGUAUGAGAUGCAGGAUCUUCAUGUUUCAGAAACUCUUCCCCAGAUGGUUGCCCUUUCUGAGACUUAUAUGCAGAUAUAUGAGCAGCAGCAGUAAACUUGGGACAGUUUCAAGUGCCAUGGUUGACGGAUUAGGUGGUUUUUAAGCCUAUUCUGGGAGUCGAGUGGUUUCAUACAUGAGGAAAACAAGACGAGGGGAAACAUUUUUUGAGGUGGCAUUUGCCUGAGUUUGUGAGUUUUAUGGUUCCAUGGAUUCUGUAAGUUGUUAGUUUUGACCAAAUUUUGACAGCGAAGGAGUUGAUAUUAUAUGGUUACCCAAAGAAAAAACCCUCGGUACUUUAGAGUAGGCAGCUGUAAAGUGCUGAAGGAAUGUAGCAAACUGUUUGAUAAUGAUCUCUGUUCUAAAUGCCCAACCUAGAAUAUUAUUUCC
Prunus mume (Japanese apricot) is the source of this 2264-nucleotide messenger RNA. The record is from RefSeq and is a predicted model, not a curated record. Lineage: Eukaryota; Viridiplantae; Streptophyta; Magnoliopsida; Rosales; Rosaceae.